AUGGAGAGCUGUAUUUCCGUGGCUCAGGAACGCGCGUCUUUGACGAUCCUGCAAGUGGAGAAGUCACACCAGACAGCGUCUUCUGGAUCUAUCGCCGCACUGAAAUUGGUGGAACAGGGAAAGCUCAGUCUUGAUACCCCCAUAUCGAAUUAUAUACCCGAACUGAAGGAACCUGGGAUUAUCAGCAGCUCUGCGCCGCUCACUUUGAAGCCUGCGGAAACCGCGAUUACUCUGAUGCACAUCUUGAACCACUCAAGCGGUUUAUACUACAAAUAUGAAAGUUCCGAUCCACCGUACACCCUUUCGGCUCCAUAUACAAUUCCGCAAGACGGGGAGUUGAAUGACGUAUUCAAGAAAUUUUAUGAUAAGAUCAAGAAAGCAUCGCCUUCAAUUCCUCUUGCCUUUGAACCUGGUACCAGCUUCAGCUACGGAUGGAGCUCCGAUAUCGUAGGAUUUGUGGUGGAAAAGGUGUCUGGACAUACCCUUGAGAAGUAUUGCAAGGAAAAUAUUUUCGAGCCUCUAGGAAUGAAAUUCGCCUCAUUCUACUUGACCCCCGAAUUAAAGGAACUUGCCGUCCCUUUGGCCUUCCGUGAUGCAGAUGGAAAGCUCCUUCGGUUUACUGGUCAAACACCUCUAAUAGAACAAGAUCCUUCGAAAGUCCAGUUGCACUUUGGAGGCGCAGGCCUCUAUGCUUCCCUUCGCGAUUAUCUUACCCUUCUUCGCCACAUCUUACAAAUUCAAGCCGGACGACCGGUUCUGAACCCAAUUCUCAAGGCCGACACCGUUAAUAGCUUCUUCGUACCCACUCUCACUGAGGAGGGUGCUAAAUCACUCAUCAGUAGAUUCAGUACCCCUGCUAUAUCCCACAGCACCGCUUUGGGAGUGACAACUGAGGAUUGGCCCGGGAAACGAAGGAAAGGGAGUGGUUUUUGGGGUGGCUGGGCAGGCACUGAGUAUUUUCUGGAUCCGACAACUGGUGUUGCUGUGGUUUUUGGAACUCAGCUUUGCUCGCCAGGUGAUCCGGAGGAGAGGAAGUUGUGGGCGGAGUUGGAGGAGGUUUUGUAUGCAGGUUUGGAGAAUUAA
Messenger RNA from Laccaria bicolor S238N-H82, 1083 nucleotides. RefSeq lists its product as uncharacterized. NCBI's taxonomy places the organism in Eukaryota, Fungi, Basidiomycota, Agaricomycetes, Agaricales, Hydnangiaceae. The coding region runs from base 1 to 1083 and encodes 360 amino acids. The transcript is spliced from 8 exons. The record is from RefSeq and is a predicted model, not a curated record.